Molecule: messenger RNA, 3159 nt
Organism: Caenorhabditis briggsae
Lineage: Eukaryota; Metazoa; Nematoda; Chromadorea; Rhabditida; Rhabditidae
Gene: Cbr-nhl-2
Product: Protein CBR-NHL-2
Exons: 6
Coding region: 1-3159 (1052 amino acids)
Biological process (GO): positive regulation of DNA-templated transcription
Cellular component (GO): chromatin; nucleoplasm
Molecular function (GO): zinc ion binding; ubiquitin-protein transferase activity; protein binding
Source: RefSeq, a predicted model, not a curated record
AUGAAAAAAGCGGCAGACCGGCCGAAUUCCGCGGUCAAUGGAAGAUAUGAAUCGCCGGCCACGACCACCAAUAACACCCAGAACAGUGGAACUCCAAGCCUGAAUGGACAAGAUCCUGCUAGGUCAACCUCGUCAUCUCCCAUAUUUGGCACCGAGCCAUUGCCAGAGGAUGAACAUGCUACAUGUCCAUACUGUCAACAGGACUUUCGGAAGCCACGAGUUCUUGACUGUCUGCAUUCGAUGUGUGAAGAUUGCAUUAUCGCACAGCUUGAUGGACAUCUUCAAGCUAAAUCCGCGGCUAUCGAGGAAAAGAAACGUGCGACGUCUGCCCUGGAUUGCGAACUAGAAACGCCGAAGUUGAAGGAACGUCCAACACCACCUGGAGUCAUUCGGUGUCCCAUUUGUGCGCAGGAAUCGCAUGUUGGAAACGAUGUUCGCUAUGUCCAUGCGAUGCUGUUAGAUUACGUAAGUUUCUUAUCGUACAAUCCUGGACCUCCACCCACAAGAUUUAAGGUUCGACUCGCGAAAAUUCAAGAAGUGGAAGUUGAAAAGAUGGUGGCUCAUCAUAGCAAACCAUGCACUGCCUGCAAGUCGGAACAAGAAGCUGUGGCGUUUUGCGAACAGUGCUCUUCGGACCUCUGUGAAAAUUGCACCACUGCACACACAGUCAUGAAGCUGUUUGAUGGUCAUGUUGUCACUACGUUCGCCGAUCUUCGCUCUCCCGGAGCUCACCCUGAACUGCGACAAGUUAUUUGCACCACUCACAAUCAGUCCAUGAGAUAUCUUUGUGCUGCGUGUGAAACAGCUGCCUGUAAACAGUGCUUAGAAAUUGAUCAUCUGAAUCAUAAGAUUAUCGAUAUCAACGAUCUUGUAAUCAAUGCCAUCAAGGAGGAUGUUUCGAAUACUGUUGAUCGAGUCGAGAAGAAGUACAACAACUCAGUUGCUGAUAUGAACAGCUUGCCGGAUAAAACUCAACAGUUGAACGAACAAUACGAACUUGCCAAAUAUCGAGUUGAAAAGCAUUAUGACGAGCUCCGCUGCGCCCUAGAGGAAAACCGUCAAAAGGUGCUGAAUGAACUUGAAGAAGCCCGUGUCCGACAGGAAGGCAAUAUUGAAGACAUGUAUCGCAAAUCUCAAGUGAAUGAAGCACGUGUUCAUGAUGCCAUCAACUUCACUCGUCGUCUUCUUACUAAAGGAAACGGUCUCGAAUUGGUAGUCUCCAGGAAGAAAGUAAUUCAACAAUUUGGCAACCUUUCUCAUGCUAUCCCAUCUCAUGGCCAUCAAGUUGAAUUGGAGUUUUUGACACCAUCCAAGAAACAAAUCGACCAUUUUGUCCAUCAACUGACUGGAACUGUUAUCGGACGUGUGAUUCAGCCCACCGUAAAAGAUGUUGCAAGCGCGUCUGAAGUUGCAGCAGAUAAGGGAGAAAGAGGAGGAUCUCAAACUGGAGUGAGACCGAAUUCGGCUGCCAAUGGUGCUCAUCAGGAUGAAUGGGGUCGUCCGGUAUACCAACAAAAUCCUCAACUUGGAGCUAUCGGAGGAGAGCGUAAAAAGAACACCCAAAAUGGUACAAACGGUGUUCGAUCCAUCGGUGAUAACGCCUUCAGAGAUUGGCCACCAAGCAGUCAUCCACCAGAUUCGACAAGUCCACCUCCAACUAAUGGCCCACCAGCAUUACUACCAUCUCAGCCAUCAGCCCCCAUCGUAUCUCACCCGCAAGUUUCAAAUCUUCCGAAUGCUGCUGCUUUGGCUGCAGUGGCAGCGGGCAUGCGUCCAGAUUUAGUCGCGCUGGCUAAUCACAUGGAUUUGAACGCUCUCACAAAUGGAACCGGAAAUCAAAAUCAGCUCCCCGAGGCUAUGUUCCCAAUGUGGCCGAAUCGUCCCGGUAUUGGUUCUGUGCCAACUCCGACUACAACUGGUCUCUCUUCGAAUGCAUCAGCAGCUUACAUGCAACAGAAAUUGGCUGCUGUCCAACUUCAAGCGAUGUCUCGGCUGAAUCCGCAAAUGUUGUCACUGGCCACUCUUCGAAAUAAUCAACCACUCCAGGAAAUAUUGGCUAUGAAUGCAAUGAGCUCUCUGACUAUGAAUCCACAGCUUUCAAAUGCCGCCGCCGCUGCGCUGGCCGCAACUGCUGUCGUAAACUCAACUUCAGCUCCAAACAUAGCUGAUACUAGUCUACAAAAUGCUAAUUCACAGCGAGUCACUGACCUGAAAGUUCAUAGUGUUUUCGGAACUUCUCAACAAGGAAGCACUAUCAGAGAGUUGCACUGUCCAUCUGGUUUUUGCCUGUCAGACACUGAUGACAUCUUGAUUGCCGAUACAAAUAAUCAUCGAGUUGUUGUUUGUGGCCCACCACAUCCUUGGAAAAUAGGUCGCCCUGGCACUGAUGACGGACAAUUGUGUUUCCCACGCAAAGUUAUUGCUCUCCGUGGAGAUAUCGUUCGUUAUGUUGUUCUUGAUAAAGGCGGCGAUGGCAAAACCCGCGCUCAAAUCUUCGAAGCUCGUGGUGAAUUCGUGAAACGGCUAAACAUGAUGGCAUUGGUUCCGCGAGGAGGAAUAGAGGUGUCCGCAGCUGCUGCAACUCCUAAUGGACAACUUCUUUUGGUUGAUACUGCUGGAUUUGUGUAUUCCAUCGAUGUAGAUGCACCACGAGUGACUUUCUGGUUCGAUGCUUCCUCUCAACUUGGAGAAGCUUCCGAUGUUGCCAUGUUUGAUAACUUGAUUUAUAUUACCGACUUCAAACAUCAUUGCGUGCAAGUUUACACUUCGGAAGGUUUGAUUUCAGUUAUUCCUGAUUAUGCGGUUAAAACAAAAAUUUCAGGAAAAUUCAUCCGGAAGAUGGGAGAACCGUCCCAGACACCAUAUCCCAUUGGCAUAGAUGUUUCCAAGGCAGGAGAGGUUCUCGUUGCGGAUACUCAUGGAAAUCAUCUUCAUGUUGUUGUAUUUUCUCCGGAAGGACAACAUAUUCAUUCAUUCACCCACAAUGAAUUCAGACUUUCCCGUUGCGUUGGUCUUCGAAUCGCUAAGAGUGGCCACAUAGUGACGCUGUGCAAGCACAAUCACACUCUAUUCGUUUUCAAGCCUUUAAUUUUGCCAAAUGGAAUACCCGUUCCGACUCCUGUGCCGAAUGCCGCAUCGAUCAUUAACAAGUUCCAAUAA